AGGUAGAAAUGAGAUUAACAUCAUCCCUCUUCUUCUUUGGAGUGGUUGCAGUUUGUACUGCUGAUCUUUACUACAAUCCUGCUUCACCUAUAGAGGAGGUGGCAGUUUGCCCUGGGGAAGGUCCAAGAUACCAAGACUACAAGUGUAACCAUGACAGUACUCACAGAGUCUGUGCUAGGCUUGUAGAUAAUACUGAUGGGAAAUGUGAUGAACUGUCGUGGGAUGAUGAAGACCCUGACCACCCUAGGAGUUUCUGGGAUAUCACUAACCAAGAACGAUGGAACUGGAAGGACAAGGUGUGUGCAGCUCCCAACCCUGGUGACAGCUGGUGUAUCUGUAUGUGGGCUACUGCUAGUCUUAUCAAGAAGGUUGGGUGCGACAAUGUUCACAUCCGCUGUGAGGCUACAUCAGUAAACUAUAUGAUGGAGAAAUACACAGAUGGCGGAGUGGACCUGGCCGAUGCUAAAUUGUGUCUCCAGAAGAAAUGUCUGCAAUAAAAUGAUGGGAGUAUGGACUUGGUAGAGUACUAGCAUGCUUUAAUUUUGGGUUUAGUUCAAAUUAUGAGAAUCCACUGAAUCUUUGAAUUCGAUUAAAUUUCCGGUUUUCAAAUGUUGAGACCGACACUGGUAAUUGUUUUUAGUUUACAAUUUUGCAGUUGAUGUAACUGUUAUAAGUACAGACAUUACAGAGUACAGAGUUUAAUAUAUAUUUUUUAGAUGUAAUUGUAAAUUAGAUUUUUCUUAAAUUGAUUAUUAUAUUUUUGUUGUGACCCUUUGAUAAUCUGUGACCUUCAGAUUUUUUCUUUUUUCAAUUUCGUGCAACUGAUCUGUGACCAUCAGAUGUUUUUUUUUCAAUUUCUCGCAAUUUGUUUUGAAUGAAUUUUAAUUUUGGGAUGGACUUAUUUGAAGUUUGAUUAAUGCUAUUUGGGAUUUUAAUGAAAUUAAACUGUUUUAAAUUUCAACUUUUUCUGUAUCAUAGGUUAUAUUAUCAAGUUAACUUCGUCAUAUGUAAACAGAUAAUGCGUCUAGAUCUGAAUAAUUACACUCUGGCUGAUUACCAAAGCAAGCAGAUGCUACGGAUAGUAACCAUGGUAACUAGUAGUGU
This is a messenger RNA of Bolinopsis microptera, 1104 nucleotides long. RefSeq lists its product as uncharacterized. The transcript is spliced from 4 exons. Bases 9 to 497 code for a protein of 162 amino acids. Lineage: Eukaryota; Metazoa; Ctenophora; Tentaculata; Lobata; Bolinopsidae. The record is from RefSeq and is a predicted model, not a curated record.